Daphnia magna is the source of this 1775-nucleotide messenger RNA. RefSeq lists its product as uncharacterized. NCBI's taxonomy places the organism in Eukaryota, Metazoa, Arthropoda, Branchiopoda, Diplostraca, Daphniidae. The coding region runs from base 145 to 1683 and encodes 512 amino acids. The transcript is spliced from 9 exons. The record is from RefSeq and is a predicted model, not a curated record.
CUUUUCUGGCACACAACAUUAAAAAUGGAAAAACUUUAAAAACACUUCUGAUUUAGUUGAUAAAGAAAAACAUUAAAUUUCAAAUAGCAGUUGUUAACAAUAAGUUUUUGCUUUUUAAUUUCUUAUAUUGAAUAUUCUAAAUAGAUGUGGUUAGCGUUGAAAACAAUUGACAAUCAACUGUCAAGAGGAGUGGUGGCGUCUUCUUCUUGGCGUCUCGAUUUAAUCAAAAUGCUUUAUUUCAUAAUGGACAGACAAUCAAUCAUGGUUCCCAGACGUGGUAAAAGAAUUACGGCUGGGAAGCAAGCAAAAAACCUAACUUUUAGCGAGUCCUAUCUGGGACAGAGAUCAGUGAAGUCGAAAGUAAAAAAAAUCAGAGAAAUAGGAAUGUGUCCUCCAAAGAAGUUGGCCAGAGUAGCUGUUGGUAAACCAAAAAAACCAGCCGUUGAAUGCUUUAAAAGUUCAAUUAACAGCCCACCUGUCAUUUCAUCCAACAGUUUACGGGAACAGUUAAGUGCUAACAACAGAAACCUCAACAAUUUUCAUGUCUCACCAGACAGCUCACCUAAGAGUUUACGUCAACAUUCUCAUCAACAGCAAACUAGUUUCAACAAUAGAGACCUCAACAAUUAUAAUGUCUCACCAGACAACUCACCUAAGAGUUUACGUCAACAUUCUCAACAGCAAAAUCGUUCCAACAAUGGAGACAUCAACAAUUAUCAUGUCUCACCAGACAGCUCAUCUAAGAAUUUACGUCAACAUUCUCAACAGCAAAAUCGUUUCAACAAUAGAGACCUUAACAAUUAUCAUAUCUCACUAGGGAGCUCACCAAUCAGUUCAAGUCAAAAUUCUCAACAACGAACUAGUUUUGCACCCAUUUCUAGCACACCGGUCCAUAAACGAAACUUAAUUAAGGAGACACAAUCGGAUAGUAAUUCCUUGAGUGUUUCCCGCAUAUCCCAUCAUAAAGGACACGAUGCUGAACCUUCCGCUUCGAAUAUUAAGCUACCAAAUGAGAUCGUGGACUACCUAACAAAAUCAAUGGUCCGACAGGACGAACUUUUUCGAGUAGUUCAGUCCCUGGUUGCUAGUAGACCAAUCACUACGUCUGAGGAAGAACACGACGAUUUCGUAGAAAAACUUCCCGAUUUCCCUAUUUCUUCUAUGGAAGACUUUCUUUCAUUGGAGAGUGAGCUGCUUCAAAAACGUUUCAACAUAUAUUUUGCAAGCUUAUUUCCAUUUUUUAAAUGUUCUCAUUUAAAGCAAGUUAUUUUUUUUUCUAUUAAGGUUCGUUACCUUAUAUCUUUGGGAGGUGGUACUCUUGCUGAUUCUUCCAAGCUUUUAUUAAGGCAUUGCUUAGAAAAGGAUGUUGCAAUCGAAUAUAGCCACCAAGGAAAAGGAAAACUGAAAAAAAAACCUUUGAACGCAACUGAAUUUUACAAAGCAUAUAAAGUUGCACUUCGCAAGCGCCACAAGAAAAUUUACGAUGAUUCAACGGUUAAUAACUGCAUUGUAAAUUUCCUGCGUGGUGCAAAGGAUCGCAAAGACGGAAGAAACCAAAGGCGUAAGAUUGCUGAAGAAGAUGAAGAAAACAAAGAAAACGAUAACAUCACAGACGAAGAAAAUGAAGACGAAGAAAAUGAAGACGAUGAAAAUGAAGUCCAAGGGCCUUCGGAUGAGGACUGAAAAUUUAUAUUAGUUGAUCUGUUUUUUCAGUUUCCGUUUGUUCAUUUUUUGUUAAAAUAAGUAAAUGUUACAAAUACAACAAUGAGCGAUGA